GGAAUCCAUCACCGCCUUCUUCUAUUGAUGGUAAUUUAACUUCUAAACCCUCAUUCACUCUCUCUCUCUCUCUAUCUCUCUCUAAUGACCCCCUUUGUUUCUCUCUCCUCCUCUUCUUCCAAUCGCUCCUUGCUUAUCUGUCUUUCCCCAAUUCUCGAUACCUGAAAAACACGAUAAAAACAAAGCCCUAAAUCAAGAACCCCAAAGUGACAGAAGUAAGACAGUUGCAUACACCUCCUCCUGCAUACUUUGGACGUUUGGGGAAACCAAGAGCUAAAGACGAUCUAAUUUUGAGGAAGAGAGAUAGGAUGCGGAGGUGGCUGUGUUGUACUUGUCAAGUUGAAGAGCGUUACCCACCAAAUGACAACGGAUUGGUAAAAAACCACAGUGAUCACAGUGAUGGGCAGCAAAAAGACUCAAAAGCAACACCUCCGGUCAAAUUUGACGUGCAUAAAGCAGUACCUACAAUCGAAGUGCCUGCACUUUCACUCGAAGAACUGAAAGAAAAAACCGAGAAUUUUGGAUCAAAGGCAUUGAUCGGUGAAGGUUCAUAUGGAAGGGUUUACUUUGCAACCUUAGAUAAUGGAAAAACCGUGGCUGUGAAAAAGCUUGAUGUUUCUACUGAGGCUGAAUCAAAUAACGAGUUUUUGACUCAGGUUUCCAUGGUCUCAACGCUGAAGCAUGACAAUCUUGUUGAGUUGUGUGGUUACUGCGUUGACGGAAAUACCCGUGUCCUGGCUUAUGAAUUUGCAACCAUGGGAUCUUUACAUGACAUAUUGCACGGUAGGAAGGGUGUGCAAGGAGCACAACCAGGGCCCGUGCUUGAUUGGAUGCAGCGAGUAAGGAUUGCUGUUGAUGCAGCAAGGGGACUGGAUUACUUGCACGAAAAAGUUCAACCUUCGAUAAUUCACAGAGAUAUUAGGUCUAGCAAUGUGCUACUAUUUGAAGACCUGAGAGCCAAGAUCGCCGACUUUAACCUUUCAAACCAAGCACCAGAUAUGGCUGCUCGCUUGCAUUCUACUCGCGUGUUGGGAACUUUUGGCUAUCAUGCACCAGAAUAUGCAAUGACGGGCCAGCUGACACAAAAGAGUGACGUGUAUAGCUUUGGGGUUGUUCUUCUUGAGCUUCUAACUGGUCGGAAACCUGUUGAUCACACAAUGCCACGUGGACAGCAGAGUCUUGUCACUUGGGCUACACCGAGGCUAAGUGAAGACAAGGUGAAACAAUGUGUUGAUCCAAGACUCAAGGGAGAGUACCCUCCAAAAGCGGUUGCAAAGCUGGCGGCAGUGGCGGCUUUGUGCGUGCAGUAUGAGGCUGAGUUUAGGCCUAAUAUGAGUAUCGUGGUGAAGGCUCUUCAACCACUGUUGAGGGCUCCUGCACCACCAGCAGCAGCGGCUCCGGAAGUGUAAUGUAAACGGGACGAGUUUCUUUCUGGGACGGUCGGUCUACAGCUUUUCGAUUGUAGGUUUUGGUUUGAGGCAUAUAUAGUAGUGGUUUUCUUUGCAUUUAUAUUUUUUUGUUUUGAGAACAUUGAUGUGCACUUGUGUUGGGUUUGUCAAAGAUUUGUUCAAUAAUGGAAACCAGCUUUUAUUCAA
Molecule: messenger RNA, 1595 nt
Organism: Cynara cardunculus var. scolymus (artichoke)
Lineage: Eukaryota; Viridiplantae; Streptophyta; Magnoliopsida; Asterales; Asteraceae
Product: PTI1-like tyrosine-protein kinase 1
Exons: 8
Coding region: 309-1409 (366 amino acids)
Biological process (GO): protein phosphorylation
Molecular function (GO): protein tyrosine kinase activity; ATP binding
Source: RefSeq, a predicted model, not a curated record